AUGCAAAAGCCACUAUUUAAUGUCAUUGUCAUCUUGUUCAUCACCAUCUCCUCGAGCAACUCUCAAGCUAUUGAUUGUAAACCAGGAAGAGGAAAGAAGGUUCGAAAGACCGUAGUUGUUGAUCAAUCCGGCAAAGGGCAUUUCAUAAAAAUCCAAGAUGCUAUUGAUUCCAUUCCAAUAAAUAACGAUCGGUGGAUCAAAGUUCGAAUCAAUCCUGGCACCUACAUAGAACAGGUGACAAUACCAGAUGACAAGCCAUGUAUUUUUCUGGAAGGAAGAGAUCGUACCCUAACAACGAUUACUUAUAAUGCACAUGAACGCACAGAUACUAGUGCUACUUUUACCUCAUCACCAAGCAAUAUUGUAGCGAAGGGCAUAACCUUCAAGAAUUCAUAUAACCUUCCAUUCAAGCAAAAUAUCAACUAUGGAAUCAAGAUACCUGGAGUUGGAGUAGCCCCAGCACUUUCUGCACGGAUUUAUGGUGAUAAAUCAGCUUUCUAUGAUUGUGCUUUCUUGGGAGUUCAAGAUACAUUGUGGGAUGUCCAAGGCCGGCAUCACUUCUUUAACUGCUACAUUGAAGGAGCAGUAGAUUUUAUAUUUGGUGCUGGUCAAUCUUUCUAUGAGGGUUGCUCGAUAAAUGUUACCAGUAAUGGCGUCAUAACAGCCCAAGGUCGAGAGUUUCCUAAUGAUCCGAGCGGUUUUGUAUUUAGUGGAUGCACUAUUUCUGGAAUUAAAGGUGUUCGAGCAUUUCUUGGAAGAGCCUAUAGACCAUACUCGAGAGUAAUAUUUCAAGAUUCAUACUUCUCAAAAGUGGUUGAUCCUCUGGGGUGGAAUGCUUGGGGUUACGCAGGGCAAGAGGAGAAUUUCACGUAUGUGGAGGUUAAAUGUAAGGGACCAGGGUCUAAUAAAUCGAAGCGUGUUCCAUGGGUAAGGAAGCCAUCAACAGGACAACACCAAUUGUUUUCCAAGCCAUCUUUCAUCGACCAAGAUGGCUGGCUUGCAAAACUACCUCUUUGA
Messenger RNA from Populus euphratica (Euphrates poplar), 1017 nucleotides. Its product is annotated as putative pectinesterase 52. Gene Ontology annotation, biological process: pectin catabolic process; cell wall modification. Gene Ontology annotation, molecular function: pectinesterase activity. The record is from RefSeq and is a predicted model, not a curated record. The transcript has 5 exons. Lineage: Eukaryota; Viridiplantae; Streptophyta; Magnoliopsida; Malpighiales; Salicaceae. The coding region runs from base 1 to 1017 and encodes 338 amino acids.